AUGAUCCGCGACAUUCCGCAACCAAGCGACUACGACGUUUCCACGGUCAAUGGCUUCCUUCCGGCCGAACUUCCGCUUGAGAUUCUUCCCGACACAUACUACGGACGAUGGGAGAACAUCGUAAGAAACCUACAAGCUUUGGUGCUAAGCAAGAGGCUACGCGGGGUAGUGGAUAGCCUUCCGGUGCUGUCCACGGACUACCUGCGGACGGAGGCCGAGUGGCGUAGAGCAUACUUGAUCCUAGCCUUCGUCUCGCACGCAUACAUCUGGGGAGGAGAUGCGCCACUUGAUCGUGUACCGCCAUCGAUCUCGAUACCGUUCCUGGAGACUUGCGCGCAUUUAGAGCUGCCGACAGUAGCGACAUACGCAGGCGUUGUCCUCUGGAAUUGGAAGCCGCUUUUCGAUGGCGAGUCGAUUGACCUCGAGAACCUCUCCACACUCACGACAUUCACGGGAUCGCUCGACGAGUCAUGGUUCUACCUCGUCUCUGUAGCCAUAGAGGCCCGCGCAGCUCCCAGCAUACCAUUAAUGCUCGAAGCCAUCAGGGCAGCCCGCUGCAACGACAGCCGGACCGUGGUCGAAUGUCUCCGCUCCUUCGCCGAGCUGCUCGAUGAGCUAGGCGCUCUCCUCCACCGUAUGUAUGAGAACUGCGAUCCGCAUGUCUUCUACCACCGCAUCCGACCAUUCCUCGCCGGCUCAAAGAACAUGGCCGAAGCCGGCUUACCCAAUGGCGUCGUCUUCGACGACGGCACCGGCACUUCCGACUACGUCCAUUACGCCGGCGGCUCCAACGCCCAAAGCUCCAUCAUCCAGUUCUUCGACCUCGUCCUCGGCAUAGAGCACCGCCCCACCGGCGAGCAGCGUCCGGCCACCACCCCCAACGCACCCGGCAGCGCCCCGCCAGGACCCUCGCACAACUUCAUCAAGGACAUGCGCACCUACAUGCCCGGCCCGCACCGGCGCUUCCUCGAGCAUGUCGCCAGCGUAGCCAACCUGCGCGACUACGUCACCUCACACAAGUCGAACCGCGCACUCACGACCGCCUUCGAUGCCUGCCUGGCCAUGCUGCGCGCCUUCCGCGACAAGCACAUCCAGAUGGUCUCGCGCUACAUCAUCGUCAAGUCUCGCGAAUCGCGGUCGCACUCGCGCUCGCUCUCCCCGCGCGCCGCUCCGCCGUCAACGCCGGCUGCUCCAGCGAGGAUCAACAUCGCGCGGCCCUCCGUUACCGGCAAGAAGGAGGCUAAGAACCUCAGAGGUACGGGCGGCACGGCGCUGAUUCCGUUCUUGAAGCAGGCUAGGGAUGAGACGGGAGAGCCGGCCAUCGAUGCAUGGGCGAGAAGGUUGCUGACGAACGGGCCGGCGGACGCUAGUAGUGGAGCCAGGCUGACCAAGGUGGGAGAGGGGGCGAGUGGCGAGAUGGAGAUUGUGGGGUUGGCGGGGACGUGGAGCGUGGACGAUAGCGAGGGAGGGAUCUGUCAUUGGUAG
Messenger RNA from Coniosporium apollinis CBS 100218, 1485 nucleotides. RefSeq lists its product as uncharacterized. The record is from RefSeq and is a predicted model, not a curated record. Gene Ontology annotation, biological process: 'de novo' NAD+ biosynthetic process from L-tryptophan. Gene Ontology annotation, molecular function: metal ion binding; indoleamine 2,3-dioxygenase activity; heme binding. Bases 1 to 1485 code for a protein of 494 amino acids. Gene Ontology annotation, cellular component: cytoplasm. The transcript has 2 exons. NCBI's taxonomy places the organism in Eukaryota, Fungi, Ascomycota, Dothideomycetes.